Anthostomella pinea is the source of this 435-nucleotide messenger RNA. Lineage: Eukaryota; Fungi; Ascomycota; Sordariomycetes; Xylariales; Xylariaceae. The record is from the annotation of a GenBank genome assembly.
AUGUCACUAGCAGAGAAUCAAAAGCGCACGGCGCAAGCGUUCGUCGACGGCUAUAACGAGUGGACAAUCGAAGCCCUCAUGCGGCCGCGCUCAGACGACUGCGUACACGCCAGGCUGCCGGCCUCGCUGAACAGACCAGAGCGGAACAACGAAGCUUACACCACGUUCUUCCAGCCGCUGUCUAAGACGGUAAAGGAGAUGAAGAUGAUCACUCAAAAGAUCGUCAACGACACGGAACAACACAUGGCUGUCUUACAUGCUCGGGGUUACGGCGAGACACCUGUCGGGCCGUACAGGAACGAGUACGCCUUCUUCUUCUACUUCAACGAGGAAGGGACAAAGGUCGUGAGAGUGGAGGAGUUCGUGGACUCGGAGUUUAGUAAUGGGUUCUUCGCUAGAAUGCAGGAAUACAUGAAGGCGCAGAAGGGCGAAUAG